UCCGCCCCGCCCCGCCCACGUGCGGUGGCCCCUAGCCGCUGCUGCCGCCGGAGACCAGCGCUUGGGGGUGGGGGUGGGGAAGCAGGGGGGGGGUGACGGUGGCCCGUAAGGCUCCUUCCCGACGAGGCGGCGAUGUCCGCGAGCCGCGAGCGCGCCGCGGCGGCAGCGGCAGCGGCAGCGGCAGCGGCGGCGGGGCCUCAUGCGCAGCACGGCAGCCUGGGCUUCGGCCUCCCUCCGGCUCCCGUAGAGCGGGCCGGUGGCAAGAGCAGUAGCCGCCGAGGCCGUGGGGACUCUGGCUUGUCUUCUUCCUUUUCUCCCUCCUUCCCCUUGGCCGUCGGGUACUGAGCCGGGGGAGGGGAGGCGGCCUGGGUGGCCGGGGCGGGGGCUGCUGCUUUGAGGAUGGGAAUCCUCUUCACCAGGAUAUGGAGACUGUUCAAUCACCAGGAGCACAAAGUUAUCAUUGUUGGUCUGGAUAAUGCAGGGAAAACCACCAUUCUUUACCAAUUUUCUAUGAAUGAAGUUGUACAUACAUCCCCUACUAUAGGAAGUAAUGUUGAAGAAAUAGUAGUUAAUAAUACACGUUUCCUAAUGUGGGAUAUUGGCGGCCAAGAAUCUCUUCGUUCUUCAUGGAACACUUACUAUACUAACACUGAGUUUGUCAUAGUUGUUGUGGACAGUACAGACCGAGAGAGGAUUUCUGUAACUAGAGAAGAACUCUAUAAAAUGUUAGCACAUGAAGAUCUAAGAAAAGCUGGAUUGCUGAUUUUUGCUAACAAACAAGAUGUUAAAGAAUGCAUGACUGUAGCUGAAAUUUCCCAGUUUUUGAAGCUCACUUCAAUUAAAGAUCACCAGUGGCACAUCCAGGCGUGCUGUGCUCUCACUGGUGAGGGAUUGUGCCAAGGACUUGAAUGGAUGAUGUCACGACUUAAGAUUAGAUGAUCUCUACUGACCUCUAUUUGUAGACUUUGCAUAAAUGAAGUGCUGGACUAUAAUUAACCUGAAAGCUGCAAAAAUUAAUGGGUUAGAUAUAUUUAUAAUAAACUGACAAAUUUUUUCUAUAAGAAACAAAUUAAGACCACUUCUUUGAAAAGAAAGAUGGAGUCCCACGUUCCAGUUUGCUUUCACAUUAGUUUCUUCUGAAGUUAGGUCUUAAAGCUGUGAUUGACAUUUCUGUCAUGAUGAAUCCUCUCAGGACAUUGUGUAAUCUGUGGUAAGUAUAAAGGGAGAGGAAGACAUUUUUAACUACAAGAGCUUUAUUAUCAGUAUAAACCUCCCUAAGUUGAAUGUUGUCUUUUUGUUUAAGUCAAAAAAUAUCAGCGGCAUAAGUAUUCAAUUUCCACUAUUUUUAAAUGUAUUGUUAAUAUGAGAAAGAUGUUUUGCAUCAAUUUGUAUAUGUAUUGUGUAUAUACCUCAAAUUUAGGUUAAUGGCUUUGAUUUCUAUACUAAAGAAAGAUGAAUAAUAUACCUAACCUAAGUGAAUAACAUACUUACUUAUACCUAGAAUGAAACCAGUACACAGAUGUUAAAUGCCAUUUAUAUUUUGUCCUUUAUGUUCUCUGUAUUGUAUUAACAUACCCUGAAAAAUUUUGCACUGCUUCUUUAAAAAAAAAGAAAAGCUGAAAGUUUCUAAAUUUUGAGAAUGGGGGGAGGGAUCAAACUCACGCGCACGCGCGCACACACACACACACACACACACAAGAUAUGGUACACUGGAGUGGAAUUCUUAUGCAGUAGUUGAUUUAGUAUUAUGAACUGCCACUAAUUUAUUUCCAGAAUGUUCUUUUUUUAAAAGGACUAAUACUGUCUAUUUAAAUAAUCUUGUAUUUGAAAUUAUGAGAAUACAAUUUAAGAAGUAAAUUUCCAGAGUCAAUUAUGAGAAAAAAACAACAUCUAUAUGUGUCUGUCAACUGGUGUAACCCUUCAAAGAUUCUGAAGUAUUGGUUUUAGUUAGAAUCAUUGUAUAUACAUUGAAUUAUAAGUGUUGAUGAAUUUGAAUCUUCAUGAAAAAUGCAUACUGUUCUGGUUCACUGAAAUGUGAAGGUUUUGUCAUUGGUUCAUAAUAGUCUGCUAUGGAAGGCAAGAAUUAACUUUUUGAGUUGUAAAACAGAGUAUUUUGAGAACAUUUAAAAUUAUAGCUAAAUGACUUCUUCCCAUUUAUAUAUUGCUUAAUCACUACGGAACUAGAAAAAGCAAACAUUUCUAAAUGUUUAUUAUUAUUUCCAAAUGAUUCUGCAUGGUAAGUGACUUAAAGUAAUCUAUAUUAAACUAUUGAUAUUUAUAGUACUGUUACUCAUAGUGCUAUAAAUGUUGCAAUACCUUUAAAAUUUUGUUAAAAUCAAAAUAUAAGCCUCUGAUAUAACCACGAACAGCCAUACUAUCCAUACUAUUACCAUUAAAAAAUUCUUGUGUAUUAUAUUGGCUUAACUUUAAAAAUCCCAACUAUUUCAAAAUAGUAUAAUUUUAAAGUAUACAAGAAAUAACAGUAAAACUUAAUGUGAGCCUUUUCAAAAUUAAUAAAUUUAUAGGGAGAAAUAGAUGCAUAUGUCAUAAAUAAUAAUAUAGUUUUAAAGAUCAUUACUACCAAAAUAUGCAUUAAAAAAUAAAAUUUUAACUAAGUCAAAAGCAUGUGGUUUGGAUAGAUUGCUUCGGUGCUCAACAUAUUAAGGGCCUUGUGUUUUAUGUUUUUAUAGCCAUUAUACAUUUUCAAGCUUAAAAUGAAAGCAUGAAAAUUCUAAUUAUGUAAAGGUCAGUAUACUUUUGCAAAAUGAAUGAUCAAACUAGAUCCUUAUUGAUUCAAUAUUUUCAGACAUUUUCCCCAAACAUUUGUUAGGUAAAAGAAGUUCUAGUAAAAUGUAGAGGAUAUUUUAGACCUAUUCCCCACCACCACCACUACCAAAAAUUGUAGCUAUAGUUACAAGCUGAGACUUUCUUAAAGUGGGGGGCAUAUUAAGCAUCUCUUCAGUUUUUACUUUGACAUAGGUCCCUUUAAUGGCUGCCUCCAAGUCAUGUUUAUGCCAGUGUGCUCUCUUUAUAAUGUUUUAUUUUCCAAAUUUAUUGUAUAUUGUUAAAUACACAAUUUAAAUAAAAGUAUAUUUUAAAUAUACCUGGUCUUACCAAGUUGGAAAGGCUUUGUGUUUCGGUCAGUGAUGAAAUAUAUUUUUAUUGUCUGAAGACCAGUCUAGCUAAAUUUGGAAAGACUUUUUCUGCCACAGAAACUCUAGAAGAAAAAUUAUAAUCUACAUCAGUGGAAAGAAUUCAUGUUGAUAAAAUCAUGGAUCUUAAAAUGAAGUAAAUCUGAAAUUAGAUUUUAAAACCAUGAAUUAGUUAAAGCUGUAGUUCUAAUAGUUUCCACAGUUUGCUGUUGGAAUGACAUGAGAUUGCAUAAGAUGCUGUGAUGUACUUAUUUGUACACAAUUUCAGGUUCUUAUGAGGGAAAAUUUUUCAAGUUUAUAGAUGAAGACCUAAAGCUUAUCUUGAUAAUUCUUGUGUUUGAAGCAAUUCAUUUAAUUCUCUAUAAAAAUGAACAUUCACAAAUAUUCGUUUUUAUCCGUAAUUCUUUUUUUACCAUAGGUAGGUUAAAGUAAAGGCCAGUGUCCUUUUUUUUCCUUUCUUUUUUCAGGUGCAACUUUUCAUGAAAAAAAAAAAUCUUAAUUUAGAAGACUUUUGUCUUUGAAGGGAGCAUUGCAUUUGCACCUCAGUAAUGGUAGUUCACAUAUUAAGUGACAUAUAACAGAUGUUAGUUUUCAAAGUGACAAAUUAUUCUUAUAUCUCUAAAAAACACAGCUAUACUUUUUAGAAUGAAAAUUCGACCAACUUUCAUCAUAAUAUAAUUUAUUUAAACCCUUACUUUCUGUCUUAGUAACAAUUCUAAGGCACAAGGACAAAGGCUAGGCAAAUAAGGUUAAGUGACUUGCCCAUGGUCAUACAGCUAGGAAAUGUCUGAGGCCAAAUUUGAACCUAGGUCCUUGUGACUCCAGGCCUUGUACCAUCUAGCUACCCCCAUGAUAUAAUUUUUUAUAAAGUGGGAAAUUAAUUCCCAAUAUGUUGUCUGAGGGCUUGUGGAUAAGAAACUUAGGCCUUGGCUUCAUACCACCAUCAUCCCAAUCCAAUGCAAUGUGGAUAAACCUAAGCUUGUAAUUGUUUUAUUCUUCCCAUGAAGAUUUAUGAAUUUCAUGGGGCAAGGAAUUCAGGGGCAUAGGGGUACUUAGAUUAUAAGUUAGUUUAAGAAAAGUUUACUUGUCUGCUCCACUACCCAGUACUCUAUUGAUGGUAAAGUCUGGCUGUGAUCAAUGCAUGUAAUGUAGCAGUGAAAUAUGUCAUGAAUGCAAAGGAGGCUUUAUACUCCUUGGCCCUUCAGAGGUGCUUAGUAAAUAGCUAUGGACUUGUGUAGCAGAAAGAACACCUGACUAGAAUUAGAAGACCUCUCUUAAAGUUCUUGUUUUGCUUUAGCUGGCUUCAAUAAGACACCUGGCCUCCUUGAAUUUCAGUUUCCUCAUGUCAAAUGAGAUUGAUCUCCUAAGGACUUCCCAUCCUAUGCUGUGCCCUGAUUGUUUUGAGAGAGAACCACAGUUUAGCUGAGUCAACUUUCUUUCUUCAAUGUUUACAAUAUUAAAAUAUCUAAAAAUAGAAAUCCUCUCUGUUCCUCUAACCACACAUGACUAUGAGAACUAUGCCCUAUUGUAGAUUAUAGUUCACAGACCAGUAACUUUAAAUUAUUGGAGGACACAGUUAAAAUUUCAAUAGAUUUUUCUGGCAUAUGAAAUUUUAGACAUUUCCUAUCCCUAAUCACAAAACAGAAAAAUAAAAGCAGUCUCAAAAUUAGUGGCAAGAAAUGGCCAAUCUCUUCCAACUCAGCACUUUUUCGAUUAGAUAAGAAUAAGAUUUGUGUAUAUUACUUUUUCCGUGGCUCUAUAAUGAAAGUAGUGUUUUGUAUGAAGUGAUAGAUACCUGUUAUGGCAACUUGGGGGCAGGCGUAGAGUUGGUAAUAAUAAUUUCUAAGGAUCUUCAUGUGUAGGUUAAAAGUUUUUUAGUCCAAAGAUGAUGUUUAAACUAAACUAAAAGGUUUUUUCAUGCUUAAUUAAGAAAAACUCAGAAAAAUAUUAGAGGCAGUAAAGCAUCUUAGAUGAAAAUAAUCUAUGUAGCAUUCCUAGUCUUUAUUAAAUAAACAUAAUGUAAAUGGGUCCAAUUAUAUAUUUAAAGGAAAUUCUGAACUACAGCUUUCCAUGCUAUUUAUUUUUACAUAAUAUGAACAAGAAUUUCUAAAAUUUCAUUCAUGCAAAAAACCCACCCAAAUAGUUUUAAAUGUCUUUCACUAUAACUUCUUCAAAGCAUUAAUGGUAGGGAAAAACAAAAACCACAUUUUAAAACUUAAGAUGUUAUUAACUAAAAAGUACUAUUUCUAGUCAAUGUUAAUAGGUAGAAUUGUGGGAAACUGAGCCAAAUAAGAUGGGAUUUAAAGGCAGUACAACAUAUAGAGAACUGACCUUAGUGAUUGGAUUGGAGCCCUGAGGAGUUAAUAGCUUUCUUAUUAUUGCCCAGGGUCACAAAGUUAGUAUGUGUCAGGUCUUCUGGAUUUCAAAACUAUAAGUUGCAGAACAGUGUCUGAUCUGCAUUAGUAUGAAGAAUUUCCAUUACCAGAAAUUUCCUUAAAGCAAUUAAAUCACAAAUUUAGACCAAAAAACUCCAAGCAAACUUGAGAUAAGUUAAACAAUACACAUUGUCAUAGAUUAAGCCUUAUAACAUAAUACUGAAAACUUACUUCUUGGUGUUUUGGCAUGCUUGAUGUAUUAUUUUUGGUAGAAAGUGCUCACAGUGUUCAAGAAGUACCUAAAUUAAUUUCCAACAACUAUUAGGUCCAUCUGAUUAAUGUUUGGCUUGUCUGUUUGGCUUAUCAGCAUAGCUCCUAGGGUUUUUAAGUAAUUAUCUUCUUUAUUAAUAAAGAGAACAACAAAAACUUGAAAUGUCCAACAGAGCCCACAACAUAACUUGCUACAAUUCAGCACAUACUAAACUGAUAAUUGUCCUAAUGGAACUUGACCAUACUAACUUAAUUCUGUUCUUAUUUUAUAAAUAGCUUUAAAUUUAUAGACAGUUACAACUGUAGCAGGUUUCCCAAUAUAUGAAAUUUUUUGAAAGAUAUUUGAGGAAGAAAACUAUUCUUAUUAUUUAUUAAUCUUCAUUGAACAUCAUGCUUCUUCUGACCCAUUUAAUUUUCUUAGUGCCAAUACCUUCCUUCCAUUUCUUUAAAGAUUCAUUUGGAAUUUAGGUUCUUUGAUAUAUUGGUCUCAUUUGACAUGUCAUUUGAACAAAUGCUCCAUUUUUCUAUUGUCCUUAAUGAAUUACUGUAAACUGUAGGUGAAGGAACUUUGCCAUAUUUUUAUCGGUUUAUAUUUCAGGUUCUCUGAAUUAGAAAGCAGUUUGCUGUAAUCCCUGUUUACCGUAUUUAAAUUCAUGUUUUCUCUUAGUUUACCUUUUUCUCUCCCAAAACUCCAUGGUGUUUUUUUGUUUGUUUCAUUAAAGUAAUAGCAUUUCUUAUAUAAGCUACUAAAUGAGGUCAUAAUAUAAAUAGUAAAAAAGUAAUUAAUAUUUCAUUUAUUAAGCACUUGAUAGAUUUUUAAUUAAUAAAGAUGUGAUUUUAUGAUUCCACCCCACUCUCCCUUCCCUCUCCCCUUCUGGAGCUGAGAAGCAAUUCUACUGGAUUAUACAUGUAUCAUUGUUCAAAACCUAUUUCCAUGUGAUUCAUAUUUGCAAUAGAGUGAUCUUUUAACAUCAAAACCCUAAUCAUAUCCUCAUUGAACCAUGUGAUCAAUCACAUUUUUCUUCUGCAUUUCUGCUUCCACAGUUCUUUCUCAUAAAUUCCUCAGAAUUGUUCAGGGACAUUACACCGCCACUAAUGGAGAAGUCCAUUACAUUCGAUUGUACCAUAGUGUAUCAGUCUCUGUGUACAAUGUUCUCCUGGUUCUGCUCCUCUCACUCUGCAUCAAUUCUUGGACGUCAUUCCAGUUCACAUAGAAAUCCUCCAGUUACUUGAUGGUUUUUUUAAAAGUACUUUUACAAAACCAUAUGAGGCUGGUAAUGCAAGUAUUAUUAUUCCAUUUUUGCAAGAUUUGCUAUUGAUCAACAGUUGUGUCAGGAGCAGUAUUUGUAUCCAGGUAUCCAGCACUAAUCCCAUUUUCCUGCCUCCUUUACUGCUCCUGUCAUUCCCAUAGACACAGGGACCUCACACUACAUGGUAGUAGCUACAUCAUACCUUUUAAGGGUAUGUACUAAACCUACCUUAAAGGCGUUUUUGGUCACUAAGCAUGACUGACAUUUUGUGCUUGUAAUAUUUUAUUGUUGAUUAAUUUAAAGGAAUGCAUUCUUCUGGUUCAUUCAUUUUACCUAAUCUAUACUUUACUGUUGUUUAUAACAUUCUUCUGUCACAGACCUAAGUAUUUAAUAAUAUAACAAAUUUUAAUACCUGGGAGUGUUAUAAUGGGAUUUAACCUGUAUUAUAAAGACUUUUUUUUUGUAUACAGUAUUUUUCUGUACACAUAUAAUAGUAUAACACAUAUAGAAUUCCUAUUAGUGAAAGCUUCUCUUGACAAGUUAUGUUCAGGAUUUGGAGAAUUUGGGUGCCUGCAUUUCAGUAAACUUGACUUUAUGCUGAUAUAUUCUGGAGAGAGGAUUCUACCACCCAGAAUUACUCCUUUCUUCCAUGUAACUAUGUAGCACUGUAGAAAAUUCUAAAGUCUUCAGCAGCUAUUUGGGGAGUUGGAGGAAAUGGAAGAGAACAUUUCUAUGACAUUGAACACCUAGAUUUAGUGGUGCUUAGGCAGUUGUACCACUUCUUUAUACCUGGAAAUUACCAUAAUUUUGCCCAUAAAAAUGGCUGAAACUGUUAUUUUACAGAGCCGGGAGCUUGCUUGUUGAGAUUAGUAAAUGAGAAUGCUUCACAAGUAAUUAACAGUAAACUUUAGAAAUGUUCAGGUGUACAUAUGCAGAGAUGACUAAUCAGAUUUGACUAAUGCAUUUGUAUGUUUGCACAGCUGUGAAACAAGUUAUUUUUUAACAUUUAUAGGGAAGAUAUUGAUAAUAAUUUUCUUUGCCUUAUGUUGUAAAAAAGAAGACUAAGUAAAACUGUUACCAUAUCUACUGUUUCACAUUACAUCUUCUGUUGUAAGAAGGUUAAUUAUAAUGGCUCCAUUUCCACUGCU
Messenger RNA from Monodelphis domestica (gray short-tailed opossum), 8195 nucleotides. RefSeq names its product ARF like GTPase 5A (gene ARL5A). Gene Ontology annotation, molecular function: GTP binding; GTPase activity. The record is from RefSeq and is a predicted model, not a curated record. NCBI's taxonomy places the organism in Eukaryota, Metazoa, Chordata, Mammalia, Didelphimorphia, Didelphidae.